Molecule: messenger RNA, 360 nt
Organism: Phaedon cochleariae (mustard beetle)
Lineage: Eukaryota; Metazoa; Arthropoda; Insecta; Coleoptera; Chrysomelidae
Source: the annotation of a GenBank genome assembly
AUGCACUUGGGCUGCACUAUGGCUUCAGGCCACUACAUUUCCUAUGUGGAAGUCAAAAGUCAACGAUCCGUGCGUCGACUACAUAAACUGCCCUUGCAAGAGCUUCGAUUGUUGCGGACUGCACAUAAACAGAAACUGCUGAUGAUCUCUAAAAAAAAAAUCUUGGGGCAGCCAGAAGAUUUACUCUCCUCCUCAUCCUCAUCAUCCUCCUCCUCGUCCUCCUCCGAAGGCGAAGACAUGUGGCUUGAGUUCAACGAUGAAAACAUCAGGCCCAUCUCCAUAAAGGAGUUGGUUGAUGAUUCGAGCUUCAAGCCAAACUCCUCGUCGAUGCCCUAUCUUUUCUUCCACGCCAGAUUAUGA